GCGGGCGCUAGCUUGUCUGAGGCAGCCUUCAGUAAAUGACUGGUUAGGGGAUGGGGAAGGUUGGGGUAUAAAUCUCUGUUACUCUUCCGGUCCCCUUUUGCUGAGGACCAGUCAGUAAGUGAAAGAAGAGAGGUUCCGAGGGAGGGUGCCAGAGGCCAGAGACUUCAGCUGCUAGGCUAAGGGUCGAGAAAGGGUGCAUGGGGGGCGGGAAGUGGUACCGAAUCUGUCUAGUCCUUUAACGUACGCAGCAUUUUGGUAUUUAUUCUUAUUAUUUGUACCUAUCCUGGGAGAGCAUGAACAGAAGAUAGCCCUUCUGCUUUCAGUCUAGCUGAUCUGAUACGCUCAUCAAAGGGUCUAGGGGAAAUUUUGCAAAGGUGGGGGGGGGGGUUGAGGGGGUGGGGAAGACGACCUUGAUUUCCACCAAUCACGGUGCGUUUGUCUGCGAUGUCCUGGGGGCACAGGGUGCCAGUGGUUCUCUGCCGAAUUAAUUGAAGAGACUUCUUUUAUUUUCUUGGAGAGGUGGAGAAACGAAAUGAUGGGCUAGCUAGCGGUCCCGGGUCAACCUGGAAAUUUACAAGGACUGGCUGCAGCGUUAAGUUCUCUUUUUUUCUUCUAUGCUUCAAAGCCAUAGCAGCAGUAGCGGGAACAGCCAUAGGAAGAGCCAAGAGGCGACGAAAGGCAAAGGAGCUUGUUUUUUUUUUUUCAUUUGGCAGGGGGGAAAGGGGCGGGGGAGAAGCCGAGGAAGCAAAGAAACUGAACCUUUUGCCUGUAUCAAAACCGAGAAGGAUCGUGAUGCAGCACAGUCAACUGGGAAGACUGACUGUCCCUGGAUCUUCUGACUUCUGGAGGGAAAUGGGAGCCCCCUUUUUCUCCAAGAGAAGCUACAAUGGCCAUAGCUGAUGGCUUGCUCUUCUGCCGCUUUUGCUAAAAGGAGGGAAACAAUUUUUUAAAAAGUUACAAAUUAAAAGCCUUUUGCACCAUCCAUUGGACAGCAGCGGCAGAAGAUGCGGUUUUAUGGUGUAUGUCAGUGAAAUAAAGAGGAAAGAGAGAGAGAGAGAGAGAGAGAGAGAGAGAGAGAGAGAGAGAGAGAGAGAGAGAGAGAGAGAGAGAGAGAGAGAGAGAGAGAGAGAGAGAGAGAGAGUGUUAGUGUGUGUUGCAUUGCAUGGGAGCACUUUGAAUUUCGGAUUUCAGUUCCAUCUACGCUGCAGCUCAGACCACUGCAACACCAUGAUUGCGCUAAGCAUAAGAGACAGCAGUCGGGCCCGGAGACAGACUUGGAGAGGGACGAUGGCAGUAUUGGCGUGUAAGUGUCCUCGGACCCGGCUUCCAAUGGGAGCUAGUGCCUUGGGCUUCUUUGUUCUCUGCUGGCUUUACGUCUUCCCAGUGUACCGGCUGCCCAACGAGAAGGAGAUUGUGAACGGAGUUCUGCAGCAGGGCAAGGCAUGGAGGAGAAACCAGACUGCAGCCAGAGACUUCAGGAAAGAAAUGGAACACUGCUGUGACCCAGCCAAUCUCUUUGCUAUGACUAAACAAAAUUCUCCUUUGGGGAAGAGCAUACGAUAUGAUGGGGAAUUAUUGUACUCUUUCACCAUUGACAAUUCAACUUAUUCCCUCCUCCCCCAGGCUACUCCAUUCCAGCUGCCAUUGAAGAAGUGCUCAGUGGUGGGAAAUGGUGGGAUUCUGAAGAAAAGUGUCUGUGGCCGACAAAUAGAUGAAGCAAAUUUUGUCAUGCGAUGCAAUCUUCCUCCUCUGUCCAAUGAAUACAAUAAAGAUGUUGGAUCCAAAACCCAUUUGGUGACAGCUAACCCCAGCAUAAUCCGUAAAAGAUUCCAGAACUUGCUUUGGUCCCGAAAGACAUUUGUUGAUGACAUGAAAGUAUAUAACCACAGCUACAUCUACAUGCCUGCUUUUUCUAUGAAAACAGGGACUGAGCCAUCUCUCCGGGUUUAUUAUACAUUGGCAGAUGUGGGUGCCAAUCAAACAGUGCUUUUUGCUAAUCCCAACUUUCUUCGUAGCAUCGGCAAAUUCUGGAAAAGUAGAGGAAUUCACGCCAAGCGCUUAUCUACAGGUCUCUUUCUUGUUAGUGCUGCCCUGGGCUUGUGUGAAGAAGUUACCAUCUUUGGCUUCUGGCCUUUCUCAGUGGACCUGCGUGAGCAAUCUAUUAGUCAUCACUACUAUGACAAUGAGCUGCCUUAUUCAGGCUUCCAUGCUAUGCCAGAAGAAUUCCUUCAGCUUUGGUAUCUUCAUAAAAUGGGAGUGCUAAAAAUGCAGCUAGAACCAUGUGAAGACAUUUCAGUCCAAUCCACUUCCUAAGGACCCAGACAGGGGAAGCGAAUGGCCCAAUGCAAUGUUUUUAGUUCUUUUGUGUGAAUCUGCAGAAGCAAAAACAUUCAGAAUUAUUUAUGGAUUCCCAGAGGUCACUUAAGACAGAAGAAACAAAAUGCCACGGUUUGAGAAUUGAUUUGGAGGCUUCACAGGAAAUAAGACCUUCUGCAAAAUAUUUUGUAGUUUACUGUGGUUUUUUUGGCCAGAAAAACUCUGGAAGUAAAUUCUUGGGGGAAAAAUCAAAACAGCCCUUAGCAUAGGUCAAUUUCAGACAAUAUCUUUCAAAACAGAGCUUGAUAAUUUAGGAUGAGAAACAAUAAUGGAAAUUUGAGAAAUGAGAAGAAGGAAUUUUAGUAGUGAUUGACCACUGACAUUGACUGUAUAGAAAUCAAUCUGAAUUAAAACUGUUAUUUAGAAUGGUAGUUUUUACAAGUAUUAUUUAUUUUUGUCAUUUGGGUUUAUGUAGGGUGGGUGGGUAAAGGGGAGAAAAAGUUGUGUGUGAGUAAAAUAAUACUGUAUUCUGUAAUAACAAUCCCAAAUGCCGUAGCUUACUAUUGUGAUUGUUUUUAAAAAAUGCUGUUUCUGAACCACUCCCUCCUGCAUCUCCACUCCUAAAUGCUGGGUUGCUCUUUUGCCAAGUACUUAGACAAUGUGAAACCUUGAUGAAUUGGAACUGUAACAGUAAUCAGUCUGAAUAUCUUGAUUCCAUCUCCGCUCUCUUUUCUGCUUCUCCCACAGUUAUCUGAAUAGUUCAGGUAAUAGCUACAACUUCUAAAUUAUAUAACGUUGUCCAUGUAGACCUGUCAUUGUUUUGUCACUGUAAGGAGACUACCUACGUAAGUGUAGUAUUUUCCAAACUUAUAAUCUUGUUCAGAAUUUGAUGUUCAGAUAUGUAGUAGAGUUCUGUGGGAUCAUAAGAGAAUUUUAGUUUAGUAUUUCCCUAGGAAUAUGUCCUAUAACACAAGGUAGAACAAGCAUCUUCUUCUUAUACAUACAUAUUCAUCCUUUCAUACACAAAAUUGCCAGUUUAUUAAGGCCAGAAUUUAUAACCAGUGAUGGAUUUUCACAAAAUCCACCUUGUGCCAGCUUGCUAAACUCUAGUUCUUAAAUAAUGACAGCUUUACUGAUCAUUCUCUGUUUUGCAAAUAUAGAAAGGGAUCCAAUUUCUACUUGCCCAAAAGAUUACUCAGAGGACUAAGAACAGUCCUCCCUAAUCCAUGCCCAAUACUUCUUACAUGGACAUUGCUGCUCUGGGUGACACAAAGCCUCGUGUGAAAAGGUCAGUGGUUGUAGAAUGAGCCACUAGUGUUUACCCAGCAAGCCUUUUCCAUUUUUUUUAUGAGUUUAAAAAUUGUUAUUAAUCUUUAUUUUUUACAUUCCUCUGUUUCCCAAUGUAUUCUUUUAAAAAAUUAUUUCUUUAAUUAAUUAAUUUAAAAUAUUUUUCCAGGGCUACAUGAUUCAUAUUCUUCAUUAUGAAUUGAGAAAGGUCUGUACCAUUAAAAGAAAUACCCACCCUGAAGAGAGUUCAAAGGUCCACAGGAACAUUGAAGUUAUUCAAUUCUUCAUGUAAAGACCUCCAAACAAAUAGAAAUUUAGAUUUCUUCACAGCACUGGCAAAUAUUUAAUGGACGAAAUGUUACAAUGGAAUCAUGUUUUGUUAAUUCAUGUCAUCAACAAAUAUGAAAUAGUUUUAAGGGUAGGAAAAGUGUAUAGCCAAAAUGAGAAAUGGGUUAUUUAAAAAUGUGGUUGGUGGUCAUGAUUCACUUUAUAUCUACUGUUAGGUUUUAAAGAGUUUUGAGAAUAUUGGUCAAUUCAGUACCAGAAUCCUCAUUUGUUUUUUGACCCUGCUUUGGCAGCAUAGCAUUGUAAAACUUAAUGCUGUUAAGCUUUGGUAAAUAUUCGAUACAUGUAUUGGCCUGAAUAUAUCUACUAUUUCAAACUACAAACUGUUCAGUAAUUAUCAUUAGGAAACAUACAUGUAUACGUAUAUAUACCAAUAAAAUCUAAUUGUUCUAAACAUAGAAAUGCAUCCAAAAGUUAUAAAAUGCAUGUAUCCAAAUUAAUGGCUUAAUUUUGAAAAACCUUGUCAAUAGUUUGUUUAGAGUAUGUCCAUUUGUCCAUCUUUUUCUGGCAUUAAAAAUAUCAUGAAAUGAGACCUUUUAUUACACAUUUCCCAAUGGUGAUUUGUCAUAGAUAUGUACUAUCAUAGAGAUUUGUGUGAUCCUAUCUACUCUGUGUGGAAUCGAGGGCCAAAGAAAAAUAUAUCUUUAUUUGAAAAUAUAAUAUUACCUAAAUACUUACAUGCUACGACUCAAGUAUUGAAACUGAAUUCUGUGCAUUGUUUGUUAAAUCAAUCUGCUUUAUAGUCAUACUCCUUUCACAGGUCUUUAUUGAGGACUUAUGUUGCCUUCUUUCUUAGUGCAUAGUGGAAAUAUCAUCACAAUGGAGAUAAAUGCUAACCUCCCAAUCAAACAAGAACUAUUUAUUCUGAUGAACUUUAAGAUCACACCUUCUACUCUGUAUCAUGUUCGAUCAAUUUGAUUUUAUAGAAUCAUAUGCCCAUAAUUUACAACAAAUUAGCUCUAAAACAGAAUCAAUAAAAGCAAAUUUAAGCACUUUUGAUGGUCAAACAACAGAAGACACCACUAUUUAAUAUCAAUCUACUUUUUCAAGUUUAUUUUUUAAUUUCACAAAUAAGAUUGUAUUUUAUUUUUAGUAGGGAAGGAAAAUAAGAAUAUAUAACUCUAAUAUGACUUUUUCCUUUAACAUCACUUAGAAAAUGCAAACUUGUUAAUAAUCAUUGUUAUAUGUAGUUAAAAGGUCAUUUAUCAUAAAAGCUUUGCAUCUGGCAAGUUGACAAUGCCUAUAAAAUGUAAUUUCCACACUAGAAUCCAUUUCCAUAUAAUCAUCUUUCAAUUAUUUACACUAAUUCAAGUAAAUAGUGUAGUGGAUUGUACAAAACAGAGAUGUUUAAGUAACAUGUUGACUUUGGAAUAGAUAAUAAUAGUAGUUCCCAUUUGCAUAUUAUUUUGGUCCAUUUGAUCAUCCCAACCAGUUCAUUGAAGUGUUUUAACAGAUGAAUAAACUGAGACAGAGAAAAGUUAACAUUACUUGCCCAGGCCUUCAAACUCAUGCCUUCUGAUUCCAGUAUACCAGAUUGUCUCCAGUAUACAGAAAAUUAAUUUCCCAAUUUAUAUUUUCACUUCAACUAAGUUAAAAUGACAUUUCCCAGGUUUUCAGUUGAUGAAGCCCAGGAGAGAAAGUCCAGAUGCCUGCUGAGAAAGAGAUGGAAGCUUUUCUAGGAUUCAAAAUUUACUACAAAAAUUCCAAAGAAUGUGUACUCUAUAUAGUAACUUGAGAAUAAGCUGAACAGGGAAAAUGCUCCUAUUGAUACACUAUAAUUUCUUAUUGCCCAGAGCUAUGAAGAGUCAUAAUUUUUAAAACUGCUAUUAAACAACCCAUUUCUUUUAUUGGGAGAGUAGUUGUCUAUGGUCUCGGUUUCUGUAUUUGGGCAUAUUGAAUAUUGUGAUUUUUAACUGUUAUAUACCAUGUUGGUCAGGAUUAAGUAUUUCUGAGGAAAGUUAAUGCUAUUACAAAUAUUUGAAAUUCCUCUAACCUACACCAAAGUGCAUUCACAUCAGAGACAUUUAUCAAGAAUCUAUUACAUGCAACACAUUAAGCUAGAUGAGACACAUGGUCACUCCAGGAGUUUAUAACUUAGUUGGAUGAAAUAUAUGCCUACAUAUGUGUGUAUGUGUGCACAUGUAUAUAUUACUUAUACUUGUAUAAAAAUGUGCCCAACUGAUAUAUUUGUGUCCAUUUGACUUUCCAUCAUACAUGAGAAAAGAAAUUAAUAAAGCCCAUCAUAAAUAGGGCAAUCAGGACAACAAAACCCAGAAGGGUGUUUUCUUUCUGAGAACUAGAAAAGUCAAAACUUUAUUUUCUACCCAUUCAAAUGAGAAUAUAUUGCCAAUGAUCUAUGACUUAUAGGAAAGUCAUAAUUUGGGGGCAGAAAUAAAGGAUUUGACUUGGGAAUUCCUGGAGGUGAAAUGGGCAGGAAAAUAAAGAUCUUAUCUGCCAUUGGGAUUAGAUGUCUUAAGUAUGUAAGUAAUUUUUUUUUCAUAAUUGUUUUAACCUGUGACUUAAGUUGAUGUUUCAUUCAAUUAGAUUUUCUUACUCAUUACAUUUUGGGAAGGCAGCAGUCAUUACAUUUAUUCCUGUAAAAAGGCUCCAUGAAAGCUCUGGGGACUAGCCCCAAAGGAUUCUACCUAAUAGAAGUAAGGGACAGUGUAGGGGAGGUCAGACUAUGAAGAGAUAUUAAGCAUUAAGAAAUUCCAUUCAAGAAGUUUAAUGAGAGUUUUGUAAGUGCGCAUUUGUUACUGUCUCGUCUCCUAAAAUAAGAAAGUAGGCAAGCAAUAUGUAACUGUGUGCUAUCGCCUGAAGACUGGUAUCGCCAUUUGGGUCUCCUAGGGAUAAUGUUCAGUGGUAACUCUCAGAAUGACGAGUUCAUAUUGAUACAAUCCAAUCGCUGCUUACCAUUGCCAAAAGGAAAAAAAAUCAACAUUCAUUUCACACAUUCAAAUGCUCUACAGGUUUAUUGUAUCAUUGCUAUUUAAGGUAAAACAAUUUCUUUAUCCAUUCCCUGAUUUACAAAGAGGAAGUAGUCACUGUGACAUGACUAACCUGUAUUGUCUAUAUACAGAUGAUUGUCUUAAAGUAAUACAUGUUUAUUGAAUUGAAUUAAAUUGAGUACGUACUAUGAUCUUUUUUAAAGCUUCGAUGAGAAAGUGUGUUUUGCUAAUGUUAAGUGAUAUGUCUACCUCUUUUUGUGUCGUUAUUGAAAUGCAUAUUGUACAAAGAUCA
Messenger RNA from Monodelphis domestica (gray short-tailed opossum), 7188 nucleotides. It is a transcript of the gene ST8SIA1, whose product is annotated as ST8 alpha-N-acetyl-neuraminide alpha-2,8-sialyltransferase 1. NCBI's taxonomy places the organism in Eukaryota, Metazoa, Chordata, Mammalia, Didelphimorphia, Didelphidae. Gene Ontology annotation, molecular function: alpha-N-acetylneuraminate alpha-2,8-sialyltransferase activity. Gene Ontology annotation, biological process: oligosaccharide metabolic process; N-glycan processing. The record is from RefSeq and is a predicted model, not a curated record.